This is a messenger RNA of Fusarium oxysporum Fo47, 942 nucleotides long. Its product is annotated as Alpha/Beta hydrolase protein. The record is from RefSeq and is a predicted model, not a curated record. The coding region runs from base 1 to 942 and encodes 313 amino acids. NCBI's taxonomy places the organism in Eukaryota, Fungi, Ascomycota, Sordariomycetes, Hypocreales, Nectriaceae. The transcript is spliced from 2 exons. Gene Ontology annotation, molecular function: hydrolase activity.
AUGGCCGCUGACCACACCUUGCCCGUUGACGAGUUUAACGUCGCCACCUUCACUUACAAAGUGAUUCAUGAGCAACCUAUUUUUCUUGAUCUAUUUGUUCCCAAGACUCUACCAUUUGGUGAACGUCCGGUCCUCAUUCGGUUUCACGGCGGGUUUCUUGUCUACGGUAGCCGUGACAAUCUACAACUUACACCCCCCAGGAUCCUUGAAUAUGCUCUUGAGAACAACUUGAUUUUGGUCUCUUGUGACUACAGAUUAAUCCCAGAGAGUAAUGGGUUAGAUAUUCUUGAAGACAUUGAAGAUGUCUGGUCUUGGGUUCAGAAUAGCUUGAACGAGGCUAUGGGAACGAUGACGAAUGGGAAGAGCGGCGCAGACCUACAGAGGGUCUUGCUCGCUGGCGAGAGUGGAUACCUUGCACUGCAACUUGCCUUGCGUCAUCCAACUGCGUUCCGAGCUGUUAUUGCAAGUUACCCAAUGAUCGAUAUGCGAAGCGACCAUUUCUGCAAAGCCUACCCGAAAAUCGUCGGCCAAUAUCCACAAAUCGAUUAUGAACUCGUGUCUCAGCAUCUCAAGCAGCUUCCAGACGGGAGUCAGCCAACAACCAGAGGAAUCUCAACUCUGCCAAUCGCAAUGGUACAGCACGGUACAUACACCAGUUUCUUUGGUGACCACCGAAGCCUGUUUCCGAUAGAACAGUUGGAGGAUAACCCGCAGUUGGCGCUGCAGCUUCCUUUCAUUUGGUUGCAUCAUGGUAACGAUGAUAGCGAAGUUCCGAUCGAGGGUAGUAGGAAGUUUGUUACGAAGCUGCGAGAGCUUAACCCAAAGACCAAGCUACGAUAUACGGAGCUUGAAGGGGCAGAGCACGGAUUUUGGAGCGAGAUAAGCCUGAUUCAAUCCGGCGAGUGGGAAGAUGGAGUCAAGGUUUUAAACACAUAUCUUUAA